Kickxella alabastrina is the source of this 1343-nucleotide messenger RNA. Its product is annotated as Pre-mRNA-splicing factor of RES complex-domain-containing protein. Gene Ontology annotation, biological process: mRNA splicing, via spliceosome. Bases 43 to 1014 code for a protein of 323 amino acids. Gene Ontology annotation, molecular function: RNA binding. The transcript has a single exon. Gene Ontology annotation, cellular component: U2-type spliceosomal complex; RES complex. NCBI's taxonomy places the organism in Eukaryota, Fungi, Kickxellomycota, Kickxellomycetes, Kickxellales, Kickxellaceae. The record is from RefSeq and is a predicted model, not a curated record.
AUUUGUUCUUGUUCAAAUAUAAAAAAGCCAUUUUUUUAUGUUAUGUCGCUAAACGAUUAUCUCGCCAAACACUACGGGUCGGUUUCAGAAGACAAGGACACAAAAAAGCAGAAGAAAAAGUCACACAAACACAAGCAUACCGACCACUACCACCAACAGCACCAACAGCAACCAGCACAGGGCAGCAGCAGUGGUAUCAAAGUAGUACUUGAGGACGAUGACUUUCCAUUCACACCGAUUCCUGACAACCAAUCCCGCCCCAUAUCCAAGUCCAAGCACAAAUCACAAUUCAAAUACACUGACUCUACCUGGCACACCGUCCAUCCAACCAACCAAUUGAAUUUCCAAAACGAAAAAGAAGAAGAAGAGGUAGUGGCAGAAGACGAACAGCCUGUUAUUCAGCAUAUCACACCGGAUCAUCCUGAGGAAACACCUGAAGAUCCCGGACCAACCAUGCACUACGGGUUACAGACAGCGGAGACAAUCAAAAGAGACUCUGACCUACAGCACGCCCGCUACCUGCGCAAACUCCAAGAAUCCACUGACGACCAAAGCGGCCGCACGGCGCAGACUAUAUACCGGGACAAGCAUGGCCAAAAGAUCAAUAUCGAGGAUGCGCGGAAAUCCGAACAAGAACGGUUGAAAAUAAAGGAGGAGGCAAGGAGAAACCAGGUGGAGUGGAAUAAGGGGUUGGUUCAGCAGAGAGAAAAGGCUACUAGGAGCAGAGAAAUAGAAGCGGCGGGAGAUCAGAGUGAGUUAUUGAAUAGGGAGCGCAGAGAGAAGAUGCGCUGGGACGAUCCAGCUUUGAGGUUUUUGGAGAAUAAACCGGAGGUUAGGAAGGAGUACCCGGAGUAUAAGGGGUAUGCGCCACCAAAUCGGUUUGGUAUUAAGCCAGGUUAUCGCUGGGAUGGUGUUGAUCGGUCAAAUGGAUUUGAAGCUGAUUUCUUUAAACGACAGGCUAACACUUCGUCUAGAAAAACUGAGAAUUACUCUCAUUCUGUAGCCGACUGGUAAAAAUGAAAUAAAGUUUUAUAUUUUAAAGUGGUUUUUAUUUUAGUAUAUUUUGUUUGUUUUAAAAUGGUUUUGUUUUUGGGAUUUGGCUUACACUAUAUCCAACUGCAAAGCAUAGGAAAAAGCCAUGUUGCAAUCGGCGAAAUAGAAGCCUUGUUGAUCUUGGCGUGCUUUUCGGCACUGGCCAUGGCUUGGGAAAAAGCAAAAUCCCGAUCUUGUAUGCAACAAAAAAAAGCAGAGGAAUAAAUCCCUUUGCGGUUCUUUGUGCUCCAGAAACCGGGCGCUCCAUAAAAUAGCCGGACCAGCAAUUUGACAUAACAGCCUUACUAGGC